Molecule: messenger RNA, 756 nt
Organism: Rasamsonia emersonii CBS 393.64
Lineage: Eukaryota; Fungi; Ascomycota; Eurotiomycetes; Eurotiales; Trichocomaceae
Product: 60S ribosomal protein L13
Exons: 5
Coding region: 1-756 (251 amino acids)
Biological process (GO): translation
Cellular component (GO): ribosome; cytosolic large ribosomal subunit
Molecular function (GO): structural constituent of ribosome; RNA binding
Source: RefSeq, a predicted model, not a curated record
AUGGCGAUCAAGCACAACAACGCGAUCCCUAACAACCACUUCCACAAGCACUGGCAGCGUCGUGUGCGCGUGCACUUCGACCAGCCCGGUCGCAAGCACCGCCGUCGUCAGGCUCGUCUCGAGAAGGCUGCCGCUGUCGCUCCUCGUCCAGUCGACAAGCUCCGCCCCAUUGUGCGGUGUCCCACCAUCAAGUACAACCGCAAAGUUAGGGCUGGUCGUGGCUUCACUCUUCAGGAGCUGAAGGUAUUUUUCAACUCCCCUCGACGAUUCCCACUCGCCAGAACUAUAUACUGCGCACAUUUCUCCGCUGGAAAUUUCGGGAAGCUGGUAUCCCCCGCAAGCUCGCUCCGACCAUUGGCAUUGCGGUCGACCACCGCCGCAAGAAUCGUUUCCCAGGAGUCCCUUGCCGCCAAUGUCGCCCGUCUGAAGGAGUACAAGGCCCGCCUGAUCCUGUUCCCCCGCAAGAGCGGCCAGUUCAAGAAGCUGGAUUCGUCCCCUGAGGAGGUCAAGGCUGCCAAGGAGGCUUUCGCUGCCGAGGGCAAGGUUGAGGGAUACGCCACCCGGGUACAGGCCACGCUGCCUAUCAAGAACAUCACUCGUGAGGAGGCCAUCACUGAGAUCAAGCGUGACGAGAUGCCCGAGGGCGAGAAGGCCGCCUACCGGCGGUUGCGCGAGGCCCGAAGCGAGGCUCGUCUGGUCGGUGUCCGGGAGAAGAGAGCCAAGGCCAAGGCUGAGGAGGAAUCUGCCAAGAAAUAG